ACGAUUCCCAGAAGGCGUCGUUCACUUAGACCGUAUUUUCCAAGGCCAAAGGAGCAGUGAUUGGCUCGUCCUUCUUCCGUCAUUUCCGCCCCACCCUCUCCGCCGUUUCCAUGCUUUCCAGUGGCUAUUUCCCUUAAUUUUCCCUGACCAACCUGGGCAGACUAUAUUCUCUUAGGAGGUGGGAGUCCUGAGAAGGACGGGAUGGCCCCUGUGCCCCUGCCAGCCAGGCUCCGCCAGGAAUCAAUGACCUUCAAGGAUGUGGCUGUGGAAUUCACCUGGGAGGAGUGGAGAUAUUUGAAUCCAUCUCAGAAAAAGUUGUACAGGGAUGUGAUGCUGGAGAACUAUAGGAACUUGGUCUUCUUGGGAUUUGCAAUUUCCAAACCAGAAGUGAUCCACCAUUUGGAAAGAAAAGAAGCAUUUUGGAGGCCAGAGUCAGAUAUUCCAAGAAACAACUGUCCAGAAAGCAAAGAAUUUACAGGAGAUAAUCCUUAUGAAUGUGGUGAAUAUACAAAGACCUUCAGGAACAAUGAACAUCUUCCUGUGCUUCAGAGAACUCAUACUGGAGAAUUAUUUUAUGAACAGAAGAAGUGUGGGAAGGCUCUCCACUGGAACUCAGAAUUUACUCGACAUCAGAUGAUUCAUACUGGGGAGGAACCUUAUGAAUGUAAUGAAUGUGAAAAAACCUUUAGGCAGAAAAUACAGCUUUAUGUACAUCAGAGCAUUCAUACUCCAGAGAUUCCCCAUCAAUGUAAGGAGUAUGGGAAAGCCUUCCUCUGCAACUCUGAACUUUUAGAACAUCAAAGAAUUCAUUCUAGAGAGGAACCUUAUGAAUGUAGUAAAUGUGGUAAGGCCUUCAGGAGUAACAUACAACUUAAUGUUCAUCAGAGAAUUCAUACUGAAAAAAUUCUUCAUGAAAAUGAGGAAUUUGAGAAAGCCUUCCAUUGCACCUCACUUCUUAAUCAUCGUGCUGCAGAGAAACCUUAUGAAUGUAGUAAAUGUAAGGAGUCCUUCAGGAGUAAAACACUACUUACUGUACAUGAAAGAAUUCAUACUGGAAAGAUGCUCUAUGAAUGUAGAGAGUGUGGGAAGACUUUCCCCUACAACUCACGACUUAUUCAACAUCAAAGAAUUCAUACUGGAGAAAAACCUUAUGAAUGUAGUGAAUGUGGGAAGGCUUUCCUUUACAACUCACGACUUAUUCAACAUCAAAGAAUUCAUACUGGAGAGAUGCUUUAUGAAUGUAGAGAGUGUGGGAAGGCUUUCCUCUACAACUCACGACUUACUCAACAUCAAAGAAUUCAUACUGGAGAGAAACCUUAUGAAUGUAAUUUAUGUGGGAAAUUCUUCAAGUGGCAGCAAGAUCUUAAUGUGCAUCAGAGAAUUCAUACUGGAGAGAAACCUUAUGAAUGUAGUGAAUGUGGAAAGGCCUUCAGGAGGAAGACACUACUUACUGAGCAUCAGAAAAUUCAUACAGGAGAGAAACCUUAUGAAUGUAGUGAAUGUGGGAAGGCCUUCAGAAGGAAAACACUACUUACUGUGCAUCAGAGGAUUCAUACUGGAGAGAUUCUUUAUGAAUGUAAAGAGUGUGGGAAAGUUUUCCCCUACAACUCAGGACUUAUUCAACAUCAAAGAAUUCAUACUGGAGAAAAACCUUAUGAGUGUAUUGAAUGUGGGAAGGCUUUUAGGAAGAAGUCAAAGCUUACUAUGCAUCAGAGAAUUCAUACUGGAAAAAAACCUUAAGAAUGUAAUGUAUGUGGGAAGGCUUUCCAUGGGACUGUAUAUCUUACUCAACAUCAGAACAUUCAUGUUGAAAAGAGACAUUAUAAAUGUAAUGAAUGUGGGAAGACUUUCAGACUGAAGACGCAACUUACUCAAUAUCAAAGAAUUCAUCCAGGUGUAUAAAUGGAGUUUUUGAACCUUUGGUCUUCAUCCCCCAGAAGUCCUUUAGUAUUCCCCCAAAUUCCCUUUAAUCUCUCCUGUGUCUCCACGUUUGCAUGAUCACAUUAUUGUUUUAUAUGUUCUGUAGCUCCUCCCUCUUUCUUCUCUUGUGACCCAAGCUAUUAGGCAGAUUUUACUCUAGGUUUUUAUUUCAAGUUAUUAUUUAUAAAUCUUUUAAAAUAUAAUACUUUAGUUAUUGUAUAUUUUAAAACCCACACAGGAGAGAAGCUUUAAGAGUAUAAUAGAUGUGGGAAACCCUUUUGUCUGAUGACACUAUUUUAUGUUCAUCAGAGAAUUCUUCCUGGAAAGAGAAUUUCUCCCUGAAUGUAAGGAAUAUGGGAUGGCCCUGUGUUGCAACUCACAUUUUGUUAAAAAUUAAAUAAUUCAUACUGGAGAGAAACCUUAUGAAUGUAGUGAAUAAAGAAGUCUUUAGCACUAA
Molecule: messenger RNA, 2377 nt
Organism: Monodelphis domestica (gray short-tailed opossum)
Lineage: Eukaryota; Metazoa; Chordata; Mammalia; Didelphimorphia; Didelphidae
Biological process (GO): regulation of DNA-templated transcription
Source: RefSeq, a predicted model, not a curated record